GUUAAGGAUGUCGGACUGAGACAAAGGGGUCCGGGGGCAUUCCCGUUGGAGUGGAAUAACUGGAUGGGAAAGAUGGAAAGGGAGUUGCAAUGGUGGAAGGGCCAGCUAGCAGCAGAUAUCCAUCAAUCACUGCGCAUCAAGGAGCUGAAGUUACCGGCGUACCGGGCCCACUCACCCCAGAUUGGCAUGCGUCGGUACUUUGCGGACUUAUUGGCCAUCCUGAGUAAUCGCUACCAGCUGUGCCCCACGGCGCGUCACCUGGCAGUCUACCUGUUGGACCUGUUCAUGGACCACUACGAUGUGGCUGUCAAGCAGCUCUAUGUCAUCGCUCUGUCCUGUCUUCUGCUUGCCAGUAAGUUUGAGGAAAAGGAGGACCGGGUGCCCAAACUGGAACAACUCAACUCACUGGGCUUCAUGUGCAGCCUGAACCUAGUGCUCAACAAGAAGGAUCUGAUCAAGAUGGAGCUACUGUUGCUGGAGACCUUUGGUUGGAAUCUGUGCAUGCCCACGCCAGCCCACUUUAUUGACUACUACCUCCAUGCCUCAGUGCAGGAGGGUGAUCUCUACAAUGGUUGGCCCCUCUCUUCCCUCUCGAAGACCAAGGCUUUCAUGGACAAGUACACCCACUAUUUUCUGGAGGUCUCACUUCAAGAUCAUGCCUUCCUAAGUUUCCGGCCAUCUCAAGUUGCUGCAGCAUGUGUGGCUGCAUCUCGUAUUUGCCUCCAGAUUUCCCCUAGCUGGACCACAGCUCUCCACCUACUAACAGGUUACACCUGGGAUCACCUCACCCAGUGCAUUGAACUCAUGCUGCUUGCGCAUGACAACGAUGUUAAGGAGGCCAACAAAACCAAAUCCACCCCUCCACACCGGCCCUCCUCUCUCCAGUCUCAGCCCCAACCCAGUCACCUCUCCCCAGUUUCAGCCAUCCAGAGACCAUCCUCUUCCUCUUCCACCUCUACACCACAGCAGCUGCUCUUUCAGACAGACAGCUUCCCUCAUCUAUCUCAGCAUUCCCCCUCCUUGUCUCAGCUACAAGUAAUAGCUGAUUCCCAGGCUUUGGGGCCUGUGGUGAACAUGUCCCAGGACUUCAUCCAGAGCCACAGAAUGGGUUUGCUAACUGGAGCCUCCUCCUUGACCCCAGGGGGGGCAUUCCCGUCCUACCCAAGCCUGACCUCUGGUCUCCAACCUGGAGCCAGAGCGCUGCCACUCCAGGGCCCCAUUUCUGUACAGAUGGCCCUGGCUGCGGAGCCCCGCCACUGUCUAAGUAUGGCCUACAGUGGGGGCUACCUGGGGGCCCACCACACUUUCGCAGCUGGCUGCUUUGACAGGUGACGCCAGGAAAUGGAGAGGGAGGAUAAACACCAGCGGGAGUGCACUGCUAUUCUUCAUUCCCAUCUUCCUCCAACCCUCAGAACCGUC
Molecule: messenger RNA, 1419 nt
Organism: Lampris incognitus (smalleye Pacific opah)
Lineage: Eukaryota; Metazoa; Chordata; Actinopteri; Lampriformes; Lampridae
Gene: ccnjl
Product: cyclin J-like
Exons: 6
Coding region: 64-1332 (422 amino acids)
Biological process (GO): regulation of cyclin-dependent protein serine/threonine kinase activity; mitotic cell cycle phase transition
Cellular component (GO): nucleus; cytoplasm; cyclin-dependent protein kinase holoenzyme complex
Molecular function (GO): cyclin-dependent protein serine/threonine kinase regulator activity
Source: RefSeq, a predicted model, not a curated record